AUGGCCACGGCAACGGCGGGCGGCCGCGAACGUCGUCAAGAGCGCCUCAACGAGCGUCUUCGCGGCGCGCAGCGCGCGAAUGUCCAAGACGAGUCUUUUCACCUCAACAUCGACGGCCUCGAAAGCUCGAGCCCGUCACGCGUUGCCCCGAGCUCCUCGACGAGGAAACGAAAGCACGGGGACGCUCCGGCAUCGCGAGAGAAUAGCAGUCCGGCUCGACGGUCGACCCGAUCGGCCACCAAGGACCCGUCCGUCGCCGAGCAGGGAGCGGAAACGAGAGGCGCAGGAUCCGACAUCGGCAAUGCUUCCUCCGGUCGCAAAACGAGGACCCCGAGCAGCCUGGCUUCGGCCGUGAGACGUCCGGCCGAUACGGGUCCUGACGAGCUGGAGAUGCCAUCGGAGCCGCCAAGCGCACCCUCGCCCCCUCGAACGGCAAUGUCGACAGCGAUGCUGGAAGAGAUAGAGGAGAGCCCUCUGCACGCGCCCGGGAGUGGAAGGAGGCGAACGAUACCGCUGGGCUCGACCCUCAGCUCCGCGACGAGGCUCGGCAGCGUGCUGAGUGCGGACAACGGCUCGGCUCCCUCCUCAUCUCCGCUCGUGAGAAAGGUCCGAAGAAGCGACGUCGCACCAUCCGUUCCAUCACGUCUAUCCCUGCGCCCAGCAUCUACGGUGGGAGGCGACGAGAACGUGGAUGAACUGUCGCCAAACGGCCCCGGCGUGCGGCGACCAGCGGAGGCGCCACGCUCGUCGCCUCUGUCCGUCCACGAAGCCGAACGCACGGCGGAAGGCGAGGUGGCAGGGAAUGUGCCACGGUCCGAGGAUGAAGCAGAGAGGGUUGGUGCCACGGAAACGGCCAAGUCGCCGCGCAGGAAGCGACCGAGACGAAGCUUGCGGAAUAGCUCUCCCGAGCUCGGAUCGGGCAGCGAUGGCUGUGCACAGCAAACGGAACCCGUGCCGUCGCAGAAACGACCACGGCGGGCAAGAAGCCCGGUGAGGCAGAAGGAGCCGGCUUGUAAACCAAGGUCGAGAGCGCAGCAAGCACGGCAAAAGGCACCCGGCUCGACAAUGAUGGCGAAGAAACGAGACAAAGGUGCCGACGACGACGGUGCCGAUGACGGUGCCGAUGACGGUACCGACAACGACGGCGGUGGCAUCGAAAUCACCGUCCAGCGAUUCGUCAACAACAAGAGACGCGACGGAGAUGACGAUGUCGAUCCGCUGCAAUGCGUCAUCCCGUUCGCGAACCGCAGCGGCGAGACGGUCGUGGACGUCUUUGCCCAGGUAUGCAACGAGGUCAUCGACGUCACGCUGAAGCAGUUUCAGCAGCUCCUGGCGCGAGCGGACGACGCGGCCAAGAAAAAGGAAUAUCGCAUCAAGAUCAGGGCCGUCGAGGCGUAUAGAGAGGAGCUGCGCUCCAGGCUUCUCCUCCACGCGAUACAUCUGAAUCACUGGUACUCGCUGCGGAAGCAGGCGCGCGAGGCACAAAAGGAGAAGCUGGCCCUGCGGCAAGAAAUCCUGCGGCUCCGAGGGGAGAGAGAGCAGGUUGCGCUGCGAAUGGAUGCCGUGCGCAUCAAACACGAGGCUGACGACAAGGAAUUGACGUUCCGCCUGAAUACAUCAACGCUCAUGCAAGAGAUCGAGCUUGCCGUGGAUCAAGGCCAGGCGGCGCCGGAACUUGCCACCGCCGAACGCAAGCGAGCCGACAUCGCCAACCUCGAUCUUCUGGCGGCGCAGGUCGCGGACCAGGCAAGCUCUGCGAGCUCCACCGGCGGCCUGCUACGUCGGGUGCAGGAGUUCAAUGGGCUUCUGGAGCGAGCGGCCGCUGCGCUCGAGUCGAGAUGA
This is a messenger RNA of Drechmeria coniospora, 1842 nucleotides long. RefSeq lists its product as uncharacterized. Bases 1 to 1842 code for a protein of 613 amino acids. The transcript is spliced from 5 exons. Lineage: Eukaryota; Fungi; Ascomycota; Sordariomycetes; Hypocreales; Ophiocordycipitaceae. The record is from RefSeq and is a predicted model, not a curated record.